Messenger RNA from Mesitornis unicolor (brown roatelo), 294 nucleotides. RefSeq names its product alpha tubulin acetyltransferase 1 (gene ATAT1). The transcript has 4 exons. Gene Ontology annotation, biological process: alpha-tubulin acetylation. NCBI's taxonomy places the organism in Eukaryota, Metazoa, Chordata, Aves, Mesitornithiformes, Mesitornithidae. Gene Ontology annotation, molecular function: tubulin N-acetyltransferase activity. The record is from RefSeq and is a predicted model, not a curated record. Gene Ontology annotation, cellular component: microtubule. The annotation marks the transcript as partial.
CCACAGAGCGAGAGGGUGGACCCCUGGCGUUUGGCCAUCGACCGCCCCUCCGAAAAGCUCCUGGGCUUCCUCCGGAAACACUACGGCCUCGAAGACGCCAUCCCACAGGUGAACAACUUCGUCAUCUUCGAGGGCUUCUUCUCCACUCGCCCAGUUCCCCCCCGGCGCCUGCCCCCCAAGCGCCCCGAGGAGGAGAUCAAACCCUAUUCGUUAUCGGAGCACGACUUUCUCCGAGAAGAGGUGGAGCCUCCUUGGCCAUUCAACCUCAACCCCGGGCGCCCGGGGGGGUCUCCG